Molecule: messenger RNA, 1614 nt
Organism: Pseudomyrmex gracilis
Lineage: Eukaryota; Metazoa; Arthropoda; Insecta; Hymenoptera; Formicidae
Product: serine/arginine repetitive matrix protein 1-like
Exons: 1
Source: RefSeq, a predicted model, not a curated record
AUGGAGGUCGAAGUCAUCUCUGUGAGUCAAGGAGGGGCAAAACCAGAGCGGCGAUCCCCCGUUCCCCCCCCUCCUCCGCGCAGGAGGGAUACAUCUGUGGGGGAGAAGAGGAAGCGAGGUAGGCCCCCAACCACGGGGGAAUUUGCUGGGCUCGCUGCCGCAAAGCAGCGGCUCAACGACGAGAGGGAGAGGGAGCUGCAGCUCCAGGCGGAGAAGGAGAUGCAGGAGGACUUCGACGCCAUCAAGGUAAAGACCCGGUCGUCCGGUGCGGCGUCCCCUCCUCCCUCCCAAACAACGGAGCGCGCCCCGUUGCGUGGUGCCCUCCCGGUGCCGGAGAUCAUCGUCCGCGACCUGCCGACCUCCGAGAUCGUUAAGAAGACGAAGCAGUUCUCGGCGGCGGUGGUGCGGAUGGCGGUGACCUCGAAGAGGUUAAAGGGGGGUUAUAUCAAGAACCUCAAGGAAGCGGCUGUAAACAUGGAGGAGGCCGCUGUUAUUCUGGCCAGCCGCAUGGACACUAGUGGAGAGGUCCAGCGGUUGGAGGGCCAGAACCGACAGCUCCUCGGGGAGGUUGCCGAGUUGCGGGCGACGGUCUCCUCUAUACGCGCCGAUCGGGACGCUGUCCAGCGCAAACUGGACAGUGUCCAGAGAAGAAACACCGCCCUCGAGGCCGACGUGGAGGCCCUACACGAGGAGCUCCGCGAUCUGCGACGAGAGCUAACCUCGCUGAAGAUGGCGGGGCUCCGGGCUCCCACCAACGAGCCGCGGGAACAACCGGCGCUCCCGCUGGGGGAAUCUCCGCUCCCCCAGCGAAAACCAAGGUCGCGUGGGCCAACGUCCCGCCGGGCACCUACCCGGGGUUCCAGCCCGGGGUCCGGUCGGGAAAUGGACGUCUCCCCCCCUCCAGAAAGGGAGACAGACGGGGGCGACAGGUCGGUGGGUCCUCCACCGGGUCCGGGGGCUCCACGAGAGGAGGAGCGCCAGGCCGUGCUCCCUCAGGAACAAAAGGACACGAAGUCCCUCCUGAGGGAUCACACCCGCGCGAUGGACAGGCUGAUCACUGAACGGCUGGACAAGUUUUUCCAGUCGUUCGUUGAUCGGCAGCUGCGCCCUACUCUAGGGAGUGGUCCCCAGAANGGGACAGUGGCGGUGGCUCGAACGGAGACAGGGGACGGCAGCCGAACCGCACUUGGUGCGACAACUGCGUUGGUCCCCUUGCCCCCGGUCCGACCGGGACAGGGAACUUCUGGGCCCUCUCAGACCCAGAAGUCGAGGGCCAAGAAGAAGGCCAAACGGAAGAAGGGGGCUAAGGGAAAGGAGGGAGGCGAGCAGCGGCCGGGAACCGGUCCGGUGGCAAGUGCCACCCCCCGAACACCCGGACAAGGGCUCGCCCCCUCCACAUCCGCCUCCCAGCCCGUUGCUCCCACCACCUCACAGGACUCUUGGUCCCAGGUGGUGGGACGCAAAAAGAAGAAGAAGCCGGUCCCCCAAACCUCCGCCUCAACACCGCCCAGCGGCAGGGGCGAAGGCAAGGGAACGGGCAACACGCGGGCGGGGAAGACCAAGCCAGCUCCUUCCAAGCCCCGAUUAGGCCGGCCACCCCGUUAUUCGGCGGUG